Messenger RNA from Trichoderma citrinoviride, 1638 nucleotides. Its product is annotated as cytochrome P450. NCBI's taxonomy places the organism in Eukaryota, Fungi, Ascomycota, Sordariomycetes, Hypocreales, Hypocreaceae. Gene Ontology annotation, molecular function: monooxygenase activity; iron ion binding; oxidoreductase activity, acting on paired donors, with incorporation or reduction of molecular oxygen. The record is from RefSeq and is a predicted model, not a curated record. The transcript is spliced from 5 exons. The coding region runs from base 1 to 1638 and encodes 545 amino acids.
AUGCGGUAUGAACUACUAGGUAUCGCAUCCGCAUCGGCGGGCCUUCUCUCCCAUCUCCUGUACUUCAUCCAUGGACACAAGGCUACGCAGGCGCCGCAAAUCCUCGUCUUCUAUCUAAUCGCAGAAUGUUUCCUCUACGCGCGAAGCAUCCAUUUGCUGGGCGCUUUGCAAGGUUACCUCACGGCUAGUGUUAUAUCGCUCUGCUACUUCCUGGCGCUCUUCACCAGCAUCGUAAUAUAUCGCGUCUUCUUCCAUCGCCUACGCCACUUCCCAGGACCGUUCUGGGCAAAAGUCACAAAAUUCUACUCUCCUUGGAUAGCCUGGGAUGGCAAACUUCACGAGAAGCACGCCGAGUUCUUCGAGAAGUACGGAGACGUUGUUCGAAUUGCCCCCAAUGAGCUCAUCUUCUUGUCGAUAGACACUCAGCAGAAGCUCCACGCAGCAACCACACGAUGCUCGAAACGGGAGUCGGUUUAUGAGGUUCUACAUUACGAAGGCCACCUUAGUCUGGAGACGUUAUUGAGUCGCGAUGAGCAUCGUAGGAGACGUCAGAUAUGGGACAAGGCAUUCAACACAAAAGCUCUGGAAUCAUACGAAGCAUACGCGCGAGAGGUCGUCUACGAAUGGCUGGAAAAGAUGGCGACUCUCCAGGGCCAACCUGUCAAUACUUCGCUGUAUUCCCUCCUGAUACCCUUCGAGAACAUGGGUCGCAUGGGCUUCUCCCACAACUUUGGCUCCAUCCAGAAAGGUGUAGAGGACCCCAUGCUGCACUAUCUCGAGGUGACACUGGGCAGCGUCGGCAAACUUGGCGCCAUGUACUGGCCCAUUGCUCUUCUGAAUGCUGUCGGUGGGAGCAGCGACCAUGUGGCGUUUCAAAGGCUCUCAUGUGGGAUGGUAGACAAGAGGGAACAGGUAGCGAAUGAAGAACAGGAAGAUAUUAUGAAAUAUCUACUCCAGGAUUACCGUGCAAAGGAGCCCAAGGCCUUUCGUCACCAUAACAUGCUAUACUCGGAUUCGCAGGCUCUUAUGGUCGGCGGAACUGAUACUAUCGGUGCCGUGUUGUCUUUCAUCUUCUAUUAUACGGCGCGCGAUCCUGCCAUACAGAAGAGACUGCAUGAUGAACUGGAACCUCUCUAUGGACGUACAAUGUCCGGGGAAUUCACAAACCGCGACUUGAGCGAGGCAGAGGCACCAUACCUUAACGCAAUCAUCAACGAAACGAUGAGAAUGAAUAAUCCCACUUGCUCUAAUGGACCUCGCGUCACUCCGCCCGAAGGCCUGGAGAUUGACGGAGUGUUCAUUCCGGGCAAAGUUGCAGUCUACUCGCCGAUACAUGCCAAUCACCGAAGUGCCAAAUUCUUCAAGGAACCAGACACCUUCAUCCCGGAACGAUGGACUACACGGCCUGAUCUCGUGAUUGACAAACGCGCAUACCAUCCCUUCCUUCUCGGCCCCCAUUCCUGCGUCGGGAAAAGGAUUGCCUUGAUCGUGAUACGAUUGGUGGUAGCUUAUACGGUUUGGUAUUAUGAGUACGAGUUUGCUCCCGGUGAAGAUGGAGUGGCGAUUCUUCGGGAUUCAGUGAAUGGGCAGAUUCUGAAGGCUGGUAAACUGGAAUGUGUCUUCAGACAGAGGACUUGA